Messenger RNA from Salvia splendens (bonfire salvia), 1169 nucleotides. RefSeq names its product heat stress transcription factor A-3. Gene Ontology annotation, biological process: regulation of transcription by RNA polymerase II; cellular response to heat. Gene Ontology annotation, cellular component: nucleus. Gene Ontology annotation, molecular function: DNA-binding transcription factor activity; RNA polymerase II cis-regulatory region sequence-specific DNA binding. NCBI's taxonomy places the organism in Eukaryota, Viridiplantae, Streptophyta, Magnoliopsida, Lamiales, Lamiaceae. The record is from RefSeq and is a predicted model, not a curated record. The transcript is spliced from 2 exons. The coding region runs from base 35 to 1051 and encodes 338 amino acids.
UCCAAAAAGAAAAGAAAAAAAAACAAAAAAAUCAAUGGGCGUUCACAACAUUCAAAACCCGCGUAUCCGCCUUCCUCCCCGGCCGCCGCCUGCGUUUCCGAAGCCGAUGGAAGCGCUGCACGAGACGCCGAUUCCUCCGUUUCUGUCGAAGACGUAUGAUCUAACGGAUGAUCCAUCGCUGGAUGGCAUCAUAUCGUGGGGAGACAGAGGCAGGAGCUUUGUGGUGUGGGACCCCGUGGAGUUUGCGAGGCUUAUUUUGCCCAGAAAUUUCAAGCACGCCAAUUUCUCCAGCUUCGUUCGUCAGCUUAAUACUUAUGGAUUUCGCAAAAUAGACACAUAUAAAUGGGAGUUUAGGAACGGAGGAUUUGUACAAGGGCAGAGGCAUCUACUGAAGAAGAUACAAAGACGGAAAUCGCAUCACCAGCUUGAGGGGCGGCCAUCUACUGCAUGGCAUGAUGAGAUUAGAGAGUUGAGGAGGGAGAGAAGGCUAAUGGUGGAGGAGGUGAUGGGAUUGCAGGACGAGCAGCGCCUUACGGUUCAGCAUAUGCAAGUGGUGAAGGAGAAGCUCGAGGCAGCAGAGACGAGACACAAGCGGAUGAUCUCAUUCCUGGCGAGAUUGAUCAACUCGGGCAUUCCUUCAUCAUCUAGAACAAUGAGAGAGGUUGUGAAACAUCGGACCGAUCUCUGCAGUUCUGAUGUGACACCCGGCUCUGAUCAACCAUCCCUGCACCAGAUCGGGGAAGAUGAAUUCAACUAUGCCCCCAAGAAGGAUGACUCAGUUGGUGCCAUGAACCCCCCAGCAGACGAGCAUUUUGCCUCUUCUCCGCAGAAUGUAGUGGUGGAGGAUGGUGUUCCUGGAUUCUUGAUAGCAGGAGACGCGUGGAGCAUGGGCCUGGAAGCUGGUGAUCCGUGGGGUUAUGUUAGCAAUUACUACGACACACCGGAUUUAGAGAGUCGGCUUUUAGAUGUUUCGGAAAUAGGAUCAAUGCAGCUUGAAGGAAGUUCAGACAUCAAGGAAUGGUUGGAUGACGAAUCUCCUAUUAACAAUUAGCCUGCUGAUGUACAAUAUAGGUGACACAAUAGACCCUAAACCAAUACAUGUUUACUUAUACCUUUUGGUGUCUUAACUUUAUAUAUAAACACAUACAUUUGCCAAUUGGCAUUAACAA